This is a messenger RNA of Daphnia magna, 1605 nucleotides long. Its product is annotated as neuronal acetylcholine receptor subunit alpha-4. The record is from RefSeq and is a predicted model, not a curated record. Gene Ontology annotation, molecular function: extracellular ligand-gated monoatomic ion channel activity; neurotransmitter receptor activity; transmembrane signaling receptor activity. The coding region runs from base 107 to 1384 and encodes 425 amino acids. NCBI's taxonomy places the organism in Eukaryota, Metazoa, Arthropoda, Branchiopoda, Diplostraca, Daphniidae. Gene Ontology annotation, biological process: signal transduction; monoatomic ion transmembrane transport; nervous system process. The transcript is spliced from 9 exons. Gene Ontology annotation, cellular component: neuron projection; synapse; membrane.
UCUUGUGAAUGUGUCGCCUGAGAUAUAAGCGUGUAAUUUAAACCACUUUUCUCAGUUGCUCGUGAACUUAGUCCGACUCCGGAUCACCGAGAAAGGAAUUGCAAAGAUGUCACUCGGUUUACUUCUAAUCCGUCGCGGCUUACUUUUCGCCAUCGUUCUAACGUGGGGGCAGUAUCCUGCUGUGGAAGCUGAUGACUACUUCAACGUUAUUGAAAGGCUUCACGAAAAUCUCCUAGCAUCUUACAACAAACAAAUUCGUCCUGUAAUAGAUCAUACCAAGGCGAUCAAACUUGAAGCCGGUCUGACGCUCACCAACUUUGAUUUCGAUGAAUUAGAAUCGAAGUUUUCAGCAAAAGGAUUCUUUUAUAUGCAAUGGAAAGAUCCCCGUUUUAUGUGGUCUCCUGCAGAUUACGAGGGUUUAAAAAGCAUCCAUUUGCCUAGCGAAAAAGUAUGGAAACCGGAUCUUGAGGUUUACAAUUCAUACGGAUCGCUAUCAAAUGAUCGCAGUUUUGCUUCCAAUGAUGUGUUAAUAACUUCCGAUGGCAGUGUUUAUUUCGUCCCCAUAAGCACGUUAGAUUCGAUCUGCAUUCCUGAUGCGACUUUGUAUCCAUUCGAUAGCGUAACAUGUACGACAAGUAUUGGCUCAUGGACGCAUAACGCACUUGAAAUCGACAUGAACACAAGAAAUAAUGCAACCACGGUGGAUGUUAAAGAUCUAAUAAGCCGAAGGAUGUCUCAGUGGAAAUUGAUGUCGACAAAUGUAUCCAUAGAAGUCAAAGUAUACGAGUGCUGUCCCGAACCCUAUGCAAGUUUGAGGUUAAGCUUUACAAUCCAGAGAUCGUUGUCGGCGUCUUCGGCUGUUAUUACGCCGACUGUCGUAAUCGCGAUCCUCACCCUGGCAACUUUCUUCAUACCUCCCGCGGUUGGUGCUAAGCUUGUCGUUGGAGUAUUAAAUGUGGUUGUGCACUGCGUUUUCUUGUUAUACUUGAAAACGAUAUUGCCUUCUGGAAGUAUCAAUACGCCCGUCAUUGUCUCCUUUUAUAGUGGAUCAUUGGUUACAGCUAUGGUUUCCAUUUUAUUUACCAUUUUGUCUCUACGCUGGACUCGAUUUCCAAAAUUAAUUCCACCGCCGACUAUGAUUCAGAACUGCUUAACUGGCCGAAUCGGCAUUAUGCUUGGCGUUGAACAUAAGUAUUCUGGCAACCGUUUUGCACAAAAGGAGCUUAUCGAGAAAAAUUCUCAGCAGUUUGUUUCAAGUGAUUCGGAAUCUCGGGAUGGCGAGAUUCAACUGGAAUGGCUCAGCGUUUGUUUAGCGCUGGAUCGCAUCAUGGUAUUCGUCUAUUGCACUUUUUUGGCUGUCUUGAUUUCAAGUUUCCUGUGUUGAAUUAACACAUUUCUGGGGGCUUCUACAUCCAUGUCCUUACUGUCCCAUAAUAUCUUCCAUUGACGCUUUUACUUUACAUUUAGGCUAUAGCACCAUUCAAAAUCAACAAUACCCUAACCAGCUUAAGUUUUGGGACAGAUACUGUAGUUGGAAGGACAAAGUUAUAAUUAUCAAAUUAUGUUAGCUCUUUAUUUUGGCAAUACACACAGAUUGAAUCUAAA